Molecule: messenger RNA, 4703 nt
Organism: Elgaria multicarinata webbii
Lineage: Eukaryota; Metazoa; Chordata; Lepidosauria; Squamata; Anguidae
Gene: CEP162
Product: centrosomal protein 162
Exons: 28
Coding region: 139-4467 (1442 amino acids)
Biological process (GO): cilium assembly
Cellular component (GO): axonemal microtubule; centrosome; centriole
Source: RefSeq, a predicted model, not a curated record
CCCAUGGAUCCUGAACUGCUUCUAGAAAGUCUUCUUUAGUUGUGUCCAUCCGUUUGUAUUGACACGGGAAGGAUUCUUUGCUGGCAGUAUCUAUUUAGUCAUUUCAUUGAUUUGGGAGUUUAAAUCCAGUUGCUGGCUAUGGCUCACCAGUUAUCAGAAGACACAGACGAACUGUUUGAAAAGUUUUUGAAAGAGUCUCUUUCAGAUGAUUCACUUGGAAAUGAACCAAAGCAGAAACGCGGUAUUCCUGAGAGCAUUGGACAAUCUAGGAAUAAGAAGCAUUCUGUGCCAUGGUGGAUAUCUGAGGAAGAUUCAGACGAUGUUCCUAAGACAAACAAGUUUAUCAAACAAGGGAAUGAGAAGAAAUUUACUGGGGGAAAAGAUGAAAUGGUUGAAGAUGGUGAAAAGAAGAUACUACUUUCAAAUAACCAGUCUGGAAUACGUGGCACAAGUGGUAGCUUUCUGAAGUCAAAAAGGCUUUCUCAUUCUAUUGUGGAAGUAGAUGAAGAUAAUGCAGAAGGCGUUCAGCUCCAACAACCUAAUGUUGUUUCCGUCUCUUUAAGCAGAGAUAGCCUGGAAACCAAUGAUUCAGUUGUUGCUCUGGGGCCUAAUGAGAAUUGUUUGGUAGCUGGAUUGGAUACUUUGGAAGAACAAGAGGAAAAGGAGAAGUUCUUUGCUGACCUUGAGAAAGGAGCAUCAUCUACCAUUGACUAUUCAAGAUUAAAUAAGGAGCUGGACUCCAAUGAUUCUGACGUACUGCAAACAUUUCUACGGAAUCACCCAGAAGUAAAACAGAUGGAAGAAAGACAUGUAGAUGAACCUAAGGAUCAUGAAAAGUCUGGUGAUUAUAGUGAGGAUUUUGAAGACUCAGAAUCUAAUGAAGACGAUAAAGUUGAACAAGCUGUCGUGUCGGACGCUAAUGAAGAAAAGACUGGCAUGCUGGCUAAAGUUGUCCUUCUUGAUUCCCAAGACUCAACUUUGGAGACUCAAAAAGCCAGUGAACAGAAGGAUGCAGCUGUGACAGAACAUUGCUUACCUCAAGCCACUGCAGAUGAAAUGAACGGAACAGGUGUUUCCUGUGGGCAAACAAAUAGUGAUAUUGAAGCUCUGCAUCAGGCUUACUGCCACGUUGAGCAGUUAGAAGAUACCGAUGAGCAAAAAAUUCAUGCUGAUAAAAUGGAAUCUGCAGAGAACUUGAUCAAAGAUGCUUCACUGGAUAAAGAAGACUGUCCCAAAAAUACCUCUGCUACUGAUUCUGAUUUGCCCACCAUAGAAGAACUGAUGAAACCUAUCAGAGCAGAUUCAUCUUUUGCCAGGGGCUAUGACCUGGAACCUGCAAGUUCUGUGAAAGCCGCGAACAACAACACAGAUGAAUUAGUGGGCCAUUUGCCAUUUAAAGAGCAGCAGAAUGAUCCUUCUCUGGAAAAGCAAGACACUGGUGGUUUCUUGGGUCAUCAUGGUGAGCAAGAGAAUGUUUCUGUUCAGCCAGUUGCAAAGGAAGAUACGGCAGGCAAAGACAAACUGCCUGAUAAAACUAAGCAUGAUACCUUCAGACAAAAUACUCUCACAAAUUCUUCAGCAUUGCAUCAAGACAACAAACCCAACCAGAUACGUCAGCCCAACACUUGGAAUAAAGAGGGUUUAAAUUCAAUGCUGAAUAAACCGGUAAUGUAUAAAAAUACCAAAAAUGCAGUUCCUUUACAUCGAAAGAAAUCUCUGGGUGGACCUCAUAGCUACGUUAGAAGUUCUGGGUACGGAAAAUCCAAUUCUUCAUUAAAGCAGCUUUCCACUGUUAAUGAAAAGAUGGUAAAAGAAAGCAUCAAAAAGCCAAUUUUGAAAGCCAAAUCUCCUCCAAGGCCCAAAGAAACAUCUGGAACUAAGAUAAUACAGGCAACAAAAGAUCCAGUUACCACAAAGAGAAAUUACUGUGCUACACCUGAGCAGUCAUCUGCAAGUAGUCUUCAACAGCAAGUUAAAGAUUGCAUCCUGACCCAUAACGUUGCUUCAUAUUCUCCUUCCCAAAGUAGUGGAAGGGAGCUUUAUUUACUAAAAAGAGUCCAGGAAGCUGAGGAAAAACUGGAUGCAGCCCAUGAUUUGAUUCAGCAUCUAAAAGCCUCCUCUUUGCAAAAGGAGAAGGAAAUGGAGACAAAAAUCCUGGAAAUGAAAAUGCAACAAGAUAAAGACCUUUUUCAGCUAAAUCAAAAAAACUAUGUUCUUCAAACACAGUUAAAUAACAGAGAGGAAUUGAACAAAGGAACAAAGUGGUCACACAUUUCAGGAAGAAUUCCAGAUGAUGGAGAAAUGUUGAAAGAAAUCCAAAAAGAAGUCCAAAAUCAGGAGACUCUUCUUCAAGGGUAUCAACAGGAAAAUGAAAGAUUAUAUAAGCAAGUGAAAGAGCUACAGCUGAACAACAAGAAAAAUGAGGAAAAUAUGUUUAAAGAAAACCAACGUUUGAUGACGGACUUAACAUCCUUACGAGAACAAGUGGAUAAAAAUAAUAUUUUAUCACAUGGAGUGCAGAAUGCUGAACCAGCUAGCAAUCAGCGUUUCACGGACUUGAUUUUAGAACUCCGAGCAGCCAAGUCUAUAGAGACCAAUUUGCUUGAAGAGAGAAAGCAUCUCAAGCAAGAUAAACAAGCCCUUGAAGUAGAUCUGGGGCAAGUGAAGAAGGAGCGAGAUUUGGCAAGAGCCCAGAUUGCUUCCACUUUAGCUGAAAAAUCAUAUGAGAUGAAGAUUAUGGAAGAAUCCUACAAAGAUGAAAUUGGUCGUUUGCAGAAAAGACUCCAGUGGUAUGCUGAAAACCAGGAGCUUUUGGAUAAAGAUGCAGCCCGCCUCAGAGGAGCAAAAGAAGAAAUUGAUAAACUGAAACUAGAGGUUGACAAGCUUAGAAGUGAAGCUGGGAAUCAAUCUGCACAGCAAAAGAAACGGCUGAAGGACAGGGCAGCAGACGCGAAACGAAUUCAGGACCUUGAGCGGCAGGUUAAGGAAAUGGAAGGGAUUCUGAGAAGAAGACACCCAAAUUCUUUGCCGGCUUUGAUUUAUGCUGCUGCUACAGCAGCUUCGGAAGGAGACGGCGAUGCUUCGGCUAAAGCUAACACAGUUGAUUUCCUUGAAAGAAGAGUGAAAAAGUUAGAAGCAGAACUUGAGGGUAAAGACGAUGAAUCUAAAAAAAGUCUCCGUGCUAUGGAACAGCAGUUUCAAAAAAUAAAGCUUCAGUAUGAGAAAAGGAUCGGGGAGCUCGAACAGCUGCUCGCCUAUAAGCUGCUGAACGAGCCCCAGAAGCUUGAGGACAAGACAGCCAACCUGGCAGCACUUGAGCAAGAACUCUGCAGUGUAAACGAAGGCCACGAGGCCACAGUAAAACACCUUCAGGCAGAAAUUGAUUCCCUUAGAAACCAGAUAGCUCAGCUAGAACUCCAGAAGAAGACAACAGCUGAUGCCGACCUACAGUCCCUGGAAUACCAGGUGGAGCAGGCCCACGCUAAAGCCAAGUUGGUUAGACUAAAUCAGGAAGUGAUUGCCAAAAACAGAGAGAUACAAGACCUCACAAAAACUGUGGAAAGGCUUCAGAAAGAGAGGAGGAUCAUGCUCUCUGCAAAGGAAUCAUCUGGCAAAACUGACAAUAAAGAAAAACCUUCAGGAAGCAUGAAAAAGGAUGGUGCCAACUCUAAUCAAAGGAACCCCAGAAAUGAAGAGUUCUUUCCUGGCACUCUUGAUGAUAAAUUAUACCAGCCCAACGCCUUUGCUGAUUCUCAUAUUUCGGAAGUCCUGCAAGAAAACACCCGGCUGAAAGAUGAAUUAGGAAAGCUGACCCUUGAGCUGAACCAACAACGGGUCAAAGCUCAGGCAGCACUGGCAAACUCUGAAAGUCUUGUAAGAAGGGCAAAGGAAGACUCGGAAGAAUACAUUGCAGCCCUUAAAGUAUCACAUCAGAAAGAGCUGGAGAAGAUCCUUUGUCAGCAUGCGAUGGAACAUUCUGCUUCCAAAACAGCUGAGUUGAAUAGCAAAGUUUCAACACAAGAGAUCUUUAUUAAACAUCUUCAACAACAAGUUCGUGAGUUGCGGAGAGAUCAAGAAGCCCUUGCAGUUUCACAAAAGAGAGAGGAAAUCCUUCAGAAAGAGAUGGCAAAACUGUUAGAAGAACUCGGAGAGGCUAGAGAGAGCCAGAGCCCUGAGAUGAAACGCUUUGUGUGUCUAGAAAGGAAGAUCAAACAGUUGGAAUCCAGAUACGAACAAAGAGAGCAAGAACUUCAACAGGUAAUACAGGAAACACAGCAUAUUGCAGAGGUGGAACAAAUCCAGGAAACUGAGAAAUGGAGAAAGCUCGCACUGCUGAAGAAUCAAGAGUUGGAAAAAUUUCGCAUAGAACUAGAUUCAAUGUUGGAUGUUCUACGGCAACUGCAGAAACAAGGCGUUAUCAUUCCAGUAGGUGGCUCAAACGUGCCAGAAAGUUACUGGAAAAUCUAAAUGCGCACAAGUUAAUCGGAGAAGGGAUGUUUUAACAGAAAUAGAAGUAAGCUGAAAGCAUUCCAUAGAGAUCACUAGUUUAUUUUUAAGGCAGUGUCCAGAUUUCUACUAUUUAAAUUUAUCUCUGUUGAUAUUUAUUACUGUAUGUAUUAAAUACUGAAUGCAAAUUCAGAAUGUCAACCCCGUGUUUUGUUUUGUUUUGCCAAUCCAAUCACUAAAAAGUUCUUCAUACUUUA